CAAGCCCAGCUGAUCUGUGAUGAAACACGAGUGUGUCGGGGUCAUCAGUGUCAGGGAAAGACGAUCAGGUCUGGAGCCUGAGAGGACUCGAAUACUUUCCACCACCGUGUUACAGCUUCCUGUCUCUAAUUUAUGAGCUGAAGCUGCGAGGGUGAGGUUAAAAGCAACAGAGAAGAUAUUUUAUUUUGUAGGAUUUUCAUAGAGAAAUAUGUCUGAUAAGCAGGCGGUCCGAGCUUCUGACAGGAAACCAUCCAGCAAUAAGAACAUAAAGAAGCUCCGCACUCUGAGCGUGGUGUGCAACCUGACAAGCAGCUGGCAGCAGUGGGUGACUGACAAUGAGAAGAAACAAGCCAGCGAGCCUAGCGGCUGGGCUCCCUCAUCCCUCGGAGGAGAAACAGAAAAACCCUUCAAGAAAUGGGUCCCUAAAAAAACUCCUCAACCUUCUUCUAAAAGCCCCUCAGAGGCUCAAACAUCUCAAACAUCCAUCGCUGAGCAGGUUGGGACUUCAGAUGAGGUUCUGCCAUCGUCUUGCAUCAGAACAAAGCAGGUGGUGAAGACCGUGACCAGCAGCGUUCAGGAGAAGAGUGCAGGCGUCGGCCUCCUGACUGAGAAGAUAAAGAAGGAGUCUCUUCCAUCAAGCGAGGAAGUCGACCAACUGCUGCGGAAGAAAAGCUCCCCCACACGACGCAGGAAGUGCUCCAACAUGGUGUCCUCUCUCACUAAAAGCUGGAAGCAGGUGGAGCAGGGGAGGACGCUCAAAGAAGGAGGAGAAGGACAUGACUAUGGAGAAGAUAAAGGAGAGGAGGAAUCCGGUACACAAGAUGCUCUGAUAGAGAAGAUUUCAACACCAGAAGAGUCUAAACCUACCCGUGACACUGUGAGGAUAAAGAGACCCCAAGCUUCAACAUACAGAAAAGAAGCUGAAGAUGCCAACAAAAUCAACGCUCUCUCCAAGACAUACAGCACCGUGGGAAACCUCAAGAGCCGUUGGCAGAACUGGGCCGUAGAGCACACGGUGAACCAGAAACUGAACCCCUUCAGCGAAUACUUCGACUACGACUAUUCCAUGUCACUCCGUCUCCAGAAAGGCCAAGAGGGCUACGGACGCCCCAAAGAAGGGACCAAGACAGCAGAGAGGGCCAAACGAGCCGAGCAACACAUCCUCCGUGAGAUAGACGACAUGUGCUACGUUAUCAGGACUAUGGCUGAUCCGGACCUCGACGGAAAAACCCGUGUCACUUUUGGGGAGCUUUUUGACAGAUAUGUCCGGAUCUCGGACAAGGUUGUUGGGAUUUUGAUGAGAGCGAGGAAGCACGGGAAGCUGGAGUUUGGAGGGGAAAUGCUGUGGCAAGGCCAGGAUGAUGGAGUGAUCAUUACUCUGCUGGUGUGAGAUAAAAAACAGAGUGGAUGAAGUCACCUGGAUCACCCUGAACAACAAGCUUGCUGCCUUUUUUAGUAAACUGAUUCAUGCAUAACAAAAAAAUAAUAAUUCUUCAAUUUAAAGACUAAGUUCACUGAGAAACCAUUUUGUUAUUUUUGAAAUAUGAUCAGUCACUUUGAGUCUCACAAGCAGGCUAAAUGUGAAACAGUCUCCUACCUCUAUCACCUGCAUUAGCGGCUGAUAGAAAACAGACGGGGAAAUGCUCGAAGUACAAAGUCGCUUCGAUUUUUACGUCUUAAUGGUGAAAUCAGCAUUCAUGGAUUUGUAUGUUGUGGAUUUAGCGUCCAGGAGAGAGCAGAGCACGUCUUGGCUAGUAGAAGCUAACCGUUAGCAUUAGCAACUCCCCAGCUUGGCAGAACUCCUUCAGGCUUGUGUUGUUUGUGUAGAUAAAACAUCAGCAUUGCAGCGUGAAUAGUCAGUGAUAGAGUCGCAUUGCUGUUAGCCAAUCACAGGCAAGAUGUCCGAAUAUCAGGAAAUGAGACUCCAAAUCCUUCGGUCUUCUGCUCACCUCUCCUCUGACUCACUUCUAGUUCCUGACACAGGAGCACUAGAGCCUUUUUCCCACUGAGAUCAACUCACAGGGAUUUAUUUAUACUAGAGAUCACUGCAAAUGUGUUGAAAAAAUUAGUGAACUUGGUCUUUUAAAAAGUAAAAGUCAUUGAAAUGUU
Nothobranchius furzeri (turquoise killifish) is the source of this 2109-nucleotide messenger RNA. RefSeq names its product actin binding Rho activating protein b (gene abrab). Gene Ontology annotation, biological process: positive regulation of Rho protein signal transduction; positive regulation of transcription by RNA polymerase II. Gene Ontology annotation, cellular component: sarcomere. Lineage: Eukaryota; Metazoa; Chordata; Actinopteri; Cyprinodontiformes; Nothobranchiidae. Gene Ontology annotation, molecular function: actin binding. The record is from RefSeq and is a predicted model, not a curated record.